This is a messenger RNA of Anopheles bellator, 755 nucleotides long. RefSeq names its product tRNA dimethylallyltransferase. The transcript is spliced from 3 exons. The record is from RefSeq and is a predicted model, not a curated record. The coding region runs from base 81 to 755 and encodes 224 amino acids. Gene Ontology annotation, cellular component: mitochondrion. Lineage: Eukaryota; Metazoa; Arthropoda; Insecta; Diptera; Culicidae. Gene Ontology annotation, molecular function: tRNA dimethylallyltransferase activity. Gene Ontology annotation, biological process: tRNA modification.
AGAUCGUUCUCGACUACGGCAAACGCUGUGCUCGUUCCCGGUGCACCAAUUCAGUCGAUAUCCACAGCAAGAGUAUCCCCAUGGAACAGAGCAAUAAAACGACAAAGCCAAUUGUAGUCAUCCUCGGUUCUACGGGGACUGGCAAAACAAAGCUGUCCCUCGAGUUGGGUACACGGUACGGGGGUGAGAUUAUCAGCGCCGAUUCGAUGCAGGUGUAUAAAAAUUUGGACAUUGUCACCGCAAAGGCGACUAAAGAUGAGCAGAAGUUAGUAAAGCACCACAUGCUGGACGUAACCACUAUUGAUCAGGCCUUCACCGUCACUCAUUUCCGCGAGCAGGCGCUACCGAUUAUCGAUUCUUUGCUAGCGGACAACCGAAUACCGAUCAUAGUUGGCGGCACGAACUACUACAUAGAAAGCCUACUUUGGCAAAUCCUGAUCAGUGAUAGUGUUAAACGGGAGCGUUUUCGCCGUCGUGAAGUCACCGACUCGCGAACCGAUUGUGAGGUAUCGUUACAGCACUACAACCACACUGAUGCCUUGGACGAGGCAGCGAAAAUCAUGGAUCGUUCUGAAAGCCCAAAAACUCUGGUUUACGGGGACCUAGAAGCACUGCUACAGAAUUGCAGCAAAAUGCAAGCCGUCGAUGAGCUAAACUAUUACGACUCGGCGUUACUACACCGCGCGUUGACUUCGGUUGAUCCACAGUCGGCCGAACGCUUGCAUCCAAAUAAUAAGAGAAAAGUGAUCCGGUAA